Kickxella alabastrina is the source of this 807-nucleotide messenger RNA. RefSeq names its product hemolysin-III related-domain-containing protein. Lineage: Eukaryota; Fungi; Kickxellomycota; Kickxellomycetes; Kickxellales; Kickxellaceae. Gene Ontology annotation, molecular function: signaling receptor activity. Gene Ontology annotation, cellular component: membrane. The transcript has a single exon. Bases 1 to 807 code for a protein of 268 amino acids. The record is from RefSeq and is a predicted model, not a curated record.
AUGGUCGAGGACUAUAUAUGGGGCUCCUACCGGCCGUUGAGUUUUUCCUACGGCGACUGCAUCAAAUCCUGGGGCUACGUGCAUUCGGAACUGGGCAACAUCAUGACGCACCUCUUCGGCUCCAUUAUAUUCAUUAUCCUCGCGUUCAUCACCGGCCCUGUCAUCAUCCCAAUGCUGUCCACGCAGCCGGGGGAACAGAAAGCCAAGGCCGCAGACUACAUAAUCGUGUACGUGUACCUGGUUGCUGUGCUUUUCUGCCUUACAGCGUCGACAGCCUUCCAUACGCUCUCGUGCCACUCGCACCGGAAGCAUUUCCGCUCGCUGCGGUGUGACUUUAUCGGCAUCCUGACGCUGAUUGUCGGGUCGUUUGUUCCCAUCGGAUACUAUGGCUUUUUGCAUUCCCGCAAGAUCCUCAUUGGAUACAUGGUCAUGUUUGUGGUUAUCGGAAUGGCAGGUGUCGCAGUUUCCGUGCUGGGCAAGGUGGAGGAUCCGAAGAGGGCCAAUUGGAGGCCAAUUAUCUUUAUGGGAAUCGCAGGGUCCGGCCUCGUGCCUAUUAUUCACGGAGCCAUCCUGAAUGGGUACUCGGGAGCGGUCGAUAAAAUGUCUCUUUGGUAUGUAGUGGGCAUGGGGGUUCUGUAUAUUUCUGGAACUCUGCUUUACGCUUUCAAGAUUCCGGAGAGGUGGAGGCCUGGUAAGCACGAUGUGUUUUUGCAGUCGCACCAGAUCUUCCACAUCUUUGUUGUUUUGGCCGCUUUAUGCCAUUAUGUGGGGAUCAUACGGGCUGUUGAUUCGGCGCACCGCACAUAA